UUUCCUGCCAUUAUCAAAGCUUGCUUUCUCGCACUGAUUAUGGCUGCUCCGUUGGCCAGGUCUCUCUCAAAGUCCUGCAGACAGAUCUCUGGAUCAUGGGGGGGUGCAUGCCAGGCUGGAUGGAGGAGCUGGUCCACCAAUGCUGCCCCAGAUGUUCACUCAGACCAAGCAGGCGGUAUGGUCUCCUAUCCUCCACUUCAAACAUAUUCAGAGGAGGAGAGCAUGAUGAGGGAUGCAGUUAAGAAAUAUGCACAAGAGCGCAUUGCUCCUUUUGUGUCAAAGAUGGAUGAAAACUCUGCCAUGGACAAGGAAGUGAUCAAAUCUCUCUUUGAACAGGGUCUCAUGGGCAUUGAGAUUGACCCAGAGUACAACGGCACUGGCUCCUCAUUCUUCUCCUCCAUUCUGGUCAUUGAGGAGCUGGCGAAGGUGGACCCCUCUAUGGCUGUGCUCUGUGACAUCCAGAAUACACUGAUCAACACACUGUUUGCCAAACUGGGUACAACAGCUCAGAAAGAGCAGUACCUCAGCCGACUGUCAACUGACAUGAUUGGAAGUUUCUGCCUCUCUGAAGCAGAGUCGGGGAGUGAUGCCUUCUCUCUGAAGACGCGUGCCGAAAAACACAAGGACUAUUAUAUCAUCAAUGGAUCCAAGAUGUGGAUCAGUAAUGCAGAGCAUGCAGGUGUUUUUCUAGUGAUGGCAAACGUCGACCCCUCUUCUGGAUACAGAGGCAUCACCUGCUUCAUAGUGGACCGGGACACGGAGGGGCUUGAGAUUGGCAAGAAGGAGAACAAGCUUGGCCUGCGUGCGUCCUCCACCUGCCCUCUUAACCUCGACAAUGUCAAGGUACCAGAGAAGAACAUCUUGGGCCAGAUCGGUCAGGGGUACAAGUACGCUAUCGGAAUGUUGAACGAGGGCAGGAUUGGAAUUGCUGCUCAGAUGCUUGGGCUGGCACAGGGUUGCUUUGACAACACUAUUCCUUACACCAGACAGAGAGUGCAGUUUGGAAAACGCAUAUUUGACUUCCAGGGCAUGCAGCACCAGAUAGCACACGUAGCAACACAGAUUGAAGCUGGUAGGCUGCUGACCUACAACGCUGCUCGUCUGAAGGAAGCUGGGAGACCUUUCAUUAAGGAGGCCUGCAUGGCUAAAUACUUCACUGCAGAGGUUGCAACACUAACCACAUCUAAAUGCAUCGAAUGGAUGGGAGGGGUAGGCUUCACCAAAGACUACCCCAUAGAGAAAUACUACAGAGACUGUAAAAUUGGCACCAUUUAUGAGGGCACAACCAAUAUUCAGCUAUCUACAAUGGCAAAGUUCAUUGACAAAGAGUAUGAUCACUGAAACCAACUGACUGGAUGGAUCGCAAACCUGUGUUACACUCCGUAUUCUUUUUUCUUUUUGGGGGGAUUUUGGGGAAUGCAUUGCUGUAGAUCUGCUUUUAUGUUGCUCGAGUUUUAAUGCAGUCAUAGAUGUCUGUUCCUAUUAUCACCAAUGUCUACUCUUGUUAAGUAGUUUGCACUACUUAUGUUACUGAUGCUGUGGUAAAAGUUCUCUAGCUUUAGGUUUAAAGUUGCUCUGGUACAAAAAAAAAAAUUUCUAUUACUUUCUAUCAGACCUUUCCAGAAGUCUAGGACUAACACAGUGAUGUAGAGCUGUACCGCUUCCCUCUUGUUCAUACUGUUUCUUCUUCUGCUUAUUGAGAGAUGAUGAUUAAUGAGAGAUGACAUCACAACAAAACUGAUCCAUAUGUUUAAUAUUAGAAUUUUGAAAGCUAUUUUUGGGGUUUUCUUUGAAUGUCUCAGUGCCUUCAGAGGGAUGGCUGGGGAUGAGAUCAAUCACUUGAAAGAGUGUUGUCUUCACAGGCCCUCAAAAAUGUGAAUUCUAACAUUUCACUCACCUUUUAUGCUCCAUUAAUACUGUACAGUUCCUUGUUUGGGGAAUUAUGGAAAUUAAUUCACACCAUAUAAAGAAAUAGUCUGUAUCGAGCCAUAUGUAUCAAUAAAUAAAGCUGCACGGUGGUGUAGUGGUUAGCACUGUCGCCUCACAGCAAGAGGGGCCCGGGGUCAUUUCCCGGGCUGGACAACCUUCUGUGUGGAGUUUGCAUGUUCUCCCCGUGUCAGCGUGGGUUCUCUCCGGGUUCUCCGGCUUCCUCCCACAGUCCAAAGACAUGCAGCUUAGGUGCAUUGAAGACUCUAAAUUGCCCGUAGGUGUGGAUGUGAGUGUGAAUGGUUGUCUGUCUCUAUAUGUCAGCCCUGCGACAGACUGGCGACCUGUCCAGGGUGAACCCUGCCUUCACCUAUUGACAGCCGAGAUCGGCUCCAGCACCCCUGCGACCCUUAACUGGAUAAGCAGGUUCCGUAAAAUGGAUGGAAUGGAUGGAUGGAAUAUCAAUAAAUAUGAAGUGUGUUGUAUUGCAAUUGACCAUCUUUCUUUUUGUUGUGACUGAGGUAGAUUAAUCCGGAGCACUGCCACUAGAUGGCAGCAUUCUCCAAAGUGACAACAGCAGCUUCUCACUGAGAGAAGAGUCGGUUACCAAGGCGUUUGACAGCCUGUCACAUCUAAUGACAUUUUAUAUCAGUUUAAUUAGGCUGGUGCUUCAGAUGAAAAGAGCCUGAAUUGCAUAAUCGACUCACUGAUCAUUUUUCAGGUGAGAUUGAUUACAAAUCCACGGCCUACAUGUGCUGUGUCCAAGUACACAGACCGGUAAUAGCAAUAAGAACCCCUUGUUAUAAUGAAGUGUGCAAGGUAUCAGUUUAACAAAAAGCCAAUAAUCACUGACCGUACUUAAUGAUAGUUAUUAACAGGGAUGAAAACAUUCCUGUUUGAUGUCUAAUAUGUAUCCCCAUGAAGUUUAUGGAUAACAUUUGUUAUUUUAACAGGGAAAUAAAAAAGCUCUCUUUCUCUUUGGUGCCCCGAAAAACUAUACUUCUUACACUAUACAAAGAUAAGAGAGCAGAGAAAAAGUAGACUGCUUUUUAAAAGCUAAAGAGACAAAUAUAUAAAGAUCAUAUCUGCUGACAAAGUGUUUAAAAAAUGUCCCAUUUUUGCUUUUGUUAAAUGCACUCGACAAGAUGUCUAUCCUAAUUCUGUUUAGUAUUGUCACCGUACGAUUUUAUUUACUGACAUUCAGUGUCACCCAUUUACACCAGAUCAAACGCAACAGAUAUUAUUUUAAGAAAAAAAUAUAAAGUAUCAUUUAGGCGUUGGGCAUCACUGAUAGAUGAUCCGACAUGAGUAGAGUCUGUAUUUUACUGAUGGUGUAAUAAGAUAUAAACAUGAGAGGUUCAAAUUAAAUGAACACAGAGAAUGAAAUGUUACUAACAUGAUCAGCACCAUGUUUUGCCCAGACAUUUACAAAAUCUCUAAAACCACAAAAAUUGAAAACAGGCCUGCGUUUGCAUCAUUGAUUGAGUGUACUUUGUUUCCCCCUCUGUCCACUCAGACUUGCUCUGUCCAUUGUGCAAUCCCCUGUUUAAUGAGUAAAUCUGAUGGAAACACAGCUAUCUGCUAUUCACUUAGGAUAGGCUGCACAGCUCAACUGGCCUCUUUCUCCGCCCCCAUCUUUAACACAGCUAUGAGACCUCUAAUUAUGCAGGGAUUCAAGUAGCUUUUCACAAAACACAGUGUUGUCCUUUAGAGCUGGAGAGCGCUCCGUGAGCUAAAAGGACAGAGUGGAUGUUUGUAGGUUGAGCAAAUUCAAUUUGUCUGAUUAGUUCUCUUUCUUUUUCAUGCAUUCCAUGGUGUGUUUUAUGUAUUUCUUUGGCCAUAUUCACUGAUUAUGCAAAUUUCCCUGU
Molecule: messenger RNA, 3794 nt
Organism: Anoplopoma fimbria (sablefish)
Lineage: Eukaryota; Metazoa; Chordata; Actinopteri; Perciformes; Anoplopomatidae
Gene: acadsb
Product: acyl-CoA dehydrogenase short/branched chain
Exons: 11
Coding region: 40-1341 (433 amino acids)
Cellular component (GO): mitochondrion
Molecular function (GO): acyl-CoA dehydrogenase activity; flavin adenine dinucleotide binding
Source: RefSeq, a predicted model, not a curated record